AUGGCGACGGCAAGAAAAGGGAGAGAGCUUUUUACUAUUUUGGAAACUAGCGCGGACACAGAAAGUGGCGGCGUGUGCGACAGUCAAGACUCGCCGCUGAAUCUUUCGGCCGAUGUGAAGUGGUUUGAGAUUCCUAACGGGAUCAAGCACGACGAGGAGGAGUACGCGGAGGACUGUUAUUAUUCUACCUCCACAAACUGCUCCGACACCACCUCAAACGACUCCGAUAUCGAUUUCUCGGAUUUGGAGGAGGAGGAGCGCAGGGGCUUUUUCCGCCUCGACGAUGACUCGGACGAGGACUGCACGUCUCCGGACUUCUGGGGCGAACCGGACCAGGUCAUCGCGAUCGAGCCGUUCUCCGCCGUCAGCGGCCCGCAGCACUCGCUGGGGGACGAUGCUGACACCCGUGACUAUUUCCGGAUACUCUUCCCAGAUUCUCUUUUUGAACACAUGGUAGAACAAACAAACAAUUACGCCCUCUAUCGGCAAAGGAGGAGCGGGAAGUCAGACCCCCACUGGCACCCCACUGAUGUGAGGGAGAUGAAGGCCUACGUGGGUCUGAACAUCCUCAUGGGCAUCAAUCAGCUGCCUGACACAGGCAUGUACUGGGCCAGUGACAUUUUCAUAGGCAACGCAGGUUUUAAAAAGACAAUGACAGCCAGGCGCUUUGAGAAACUCACCCAGUACCUGCAGCUGUGUGACCGUGAGUCGGAGCCUGUGCGAGGGGAGCGUGGCUACGACGGCCUCUUCAAAAUCAGGCCUCUCCUCGAUGUGGUGGAAAACACCAUGUGGGAUUCAUAUACACCCAAUCGCUGUUUGACCAUAGACAAGUGUGCCAUUGUCAUGAAGGGACGCUUCUCCCCCACCCAGUACAUGCCCUCCAAGCCCCUGAGGAAGGGGCUGACAGUGUGGAUGCUGUGUGACUCUCGCUCAGGCUACUGCCACCGGGCCAAGAUCUACGUAGGCAACCCCAGUGAAGAUGAGGCAGCGGCCUCUCUGGGCUACAGGGUGGUGGCCUCCCUAGUGCGUGGCCUGGAGGGUCAGUAUCACCACCUCUUCAUGGACAGCUUCUUCACCUCCGUGCCCCUCCUCCAGAGGCUGCUGAGGGAUGGACUUUAUGCAUGCGGGCCCACACAGCCAGGGCGCAAAGGUUACCCAGAAGUCCUCAGGCCCCGUAACGUCGGAAAGCUGGCCCAGGGAGAGUUUUACCAGUGCCAGCGUGGCAACCUGGUUGCCACGGUGACACGGGAUGUCAAGAUGGUCAGCUGCCUUUCCACCAAUUCUGCUCCAGGGAUUGUGGGUAUCAGUCCAGGUCGGCAGCAGCAUGAGGUAGAUGGGGAGGGGGAGAGUGACAGCAUGGACAGCUCAGGUUUGUCCUUCGGUGUACCCCGACCUCUGCCCCUGCUGCUGUACCAGGAGAACAUGAGGGGAGUGGACCUGUGCGACCAGCUGAGGGAAUGCUACCAGGUCGGCCGGCCCUGUAAGAAGUGGUGGCGCUACUUCCUGUGGUUCUACGUGAACCUGUGCAUUGUCAAUGCAUACGUCAUCCUGAGGGAGAGCAGGGGGGGCAGCCCUCCGGCAGGCUUCAACGGCAAGCAGUUCACCCAGCGGCACUUCCGGGUGCGCCUGGCACAGCAGCUGAUUGGAGACUACCAAGGGGCAAGGGGCAUGGAGCGGGCAGCACGCAAGAGACACGCAGAUUCACCCAUAGAGUACGGACACCGCCUGGAGCGCAUGUCAGAGCGAUCUCGCCGCUGCAGGAACUGCACCAACAAGGGACUGCGACACGAAA
Molecule: messenger RNA, 1792 nt
Organism: Paralichthys olivaceus (Japanese flounder)
Lineage: Eukaryota; Metazoa; Chordata; Actinopteri; Pleuronectiformes; Paralichthyidae
Source: RefSeq, a predicted model, not a curated record